Messenger RNA from Boleophthalmus pectinirostris (great blue-spotted mudskipper), 3607 nucleotides. It is a transcript of the gene kif18a, whose product is annotated as kinesin family member 18A. The record is from RefSeq and is a predicted model, not a curated record. The coding region runs from base 165 to 2840 and encodes 891 amino acids. Gene Ontology annotation, biological process: microtubule-based movement. Gene Ontology annotation, molecular function: microtubule motor activity; ATP binding; microtubule binding. Lineage: Eukaryota; Metazoa; Chordata; Actinopteri; Gobiiformes; Gobiidae. The transcript is spliced from 18 exons.
GUGUGCUGUUUUUGAAAAUAUUGGCGCUUGUUGUUUCAAUGACGCUUGUCGGUGCUUGGUAUUUCAGCGUAAAUUAUAAUCAUUGUAACGCCGAAAUGACAUGUAGCUGGAUUUAAAGCAAACCAAACGCUCUUUAGUACGAGGUUUCUACCCAACCAGUCACAAUGGCCAGUAAUGUUUGCAGCCAUGUGAAGGUGGUUGUUCGUGUGAGGCCAGAAAAUGAUAGCGAGAAGCGUGAAAACUUUCGCAACGUUGUCCAAGUUGUGGAUAACCACAUGCUUAUAUUUGAUCCCAAGCAACAGGACGUAUCUUGUUUUGGGUCUCAAAGAGUGCGGAACAGAGACGUUAACAAGAGGCCCAAUAAAGACCUCAAGUUUGUUUUUGACCAUGUCUUCGGGGAAAACUCUACUCAAGUGGACAUUUUUGAGAACACAACAAAAGCCGUUAUAGAUGGAGUAAUGAAUGGAUUUAACUGCACAGUGUUUGCCUAUGGGGCCACUGGUGCUGGGAAGACGCAUACAAUGUUAGGAUCACAGAAUAACCCUGGGGUUAUGUAUCGCACAAUGAAAGAGCUGUUUAAACGGAUGGACGAGGCCAAGGAGGAGAAAGAGUUUGCUGUUGCUUUCUCAUAUCUUGAGGUUUACAACGAGCAGAUCAGAGACUUGUUGACGAACAAUGGCCCUCUUGCAGUGCGAGAAGAUGGACAGAAAGGAGUGGUGGUACAAAACCUCACUUUGCAUCAGCCCAAAUCUGCAGAGCACAUUCUUGAGGCGCUGGAUUCUGGCAACCGAAACAGGACACAGCACCCAACAGACAUGAACGCCACCUCCUCCCGCUCCCACGCUGUGUUUCAGAUAUAUUUAAGACAACAGGACAAAACUGCCAGUCUCAACCCAAACGCAUGCAUCGCCAAAAUGAGCCUAAUUGACUUGGCUGGGUCAGAGAGAGCCAGCCACACAAAUGCCAAAGGGGCACGUUUACGGGAAGGUGCAAACAUAAAUCGCUCACUUCUCGCUCUUGGAAAUGUUAUCAAUGCACUCGCUGACCCCAAGAGCAAGAAGGCUCACAUCCCAUAUCGAGAUAGUAAGCUGACAAGGAUCCUCAAAGACUCUUUGGGUGGUAACUGUCGGACUGUUAUGAUCGCUAAUAUCAGUCCUUCGUCCAAAUCCUAUGACGACACCCACAACACGCUCAAGUACGCCAACAGAGCCAAAGAGAUCAAGUCUACGCUCAAGAGUAAUGUUGUAAGUCUAGACAGUCACAUUGGCCAGUAUGCAGUGAUCUGUGAGAAACAACGGCUAGAGAUCCAGCAAUUGAAACUUAAACUGAAGGAGUACGAGGAAAGAAACAUGCCUUCUGGAGUAGUUGGGAUGAACACCUUACCGAAGCAAGCGGAGUUUAAAAGGGUGUCCGAGGCUCUGCAGACAAUCUUCUCGAGUCGGGCUCUGAUCAGGCAGGAGCAGCUGGAGCUGGAGAGGCAGCUGAAGGAGAACGAGCUCCGGCAGCGCUUCUGUGAGGAGGACCAACUGCAGGUCCAGUACUUCUGUGCCAAAGAAAAGACAGAGAAGGCCACUUGUAAGUUUGAGCGCAAGAUUGCCAGCUUACGCACCCAGCAGCAGCACAUUUGCAAACGCUUGAAAGAGGCAAAAACUCGCUUCUUGGACAAUGACGGCUGCCUGCACCGUGUUGAAAAUGAAAUGAAGUUGUUAAAGACGAAUAAUCAGAUCUUUGAGGUGCUGGAGAAGGAGCUGCACUGCCACAGACUGGAGUUGCAGGUGAACGAUCUGAAACAACACAUCAAGCAGAUGGUGGAGCUCACAGCACUGCAGGACCAGGAGAACAAGAGGAUGCAGAAAAUGAUGAACAUUCUCCUGCCCGCCUAUAGCCGCCACCACUCAUCUUUAUGUAAGGCUGGAUUAAGCACAAAAACAGACCACGAGGAGACAGCAGAGUUGGAGCAUUUGGUUCUUCGAGAGAGAGGUGUGGUUUGGGCGGACCAGGAGGGGGCGGAACUAACACUGAAACUCGAAGGAAAUGGUACGGAGUCAAAAGACAGGAAUGAAACUGAGGCUGUUGGUCUCGACAGUGAACUGGCCCCAUUCCUGUCUUUCUCACACCUGCACUACCACCAGAGCAGCCCUUGUAGUUCGGAGUCCCGUUCAAAGCGACCCUCAUUGUGUCAAGGCUCUUCCUCACCAAAAGGACAUGAACAUCAGACAGACUCCAAGCAGGUUGUCCCUCUCAAAGCUCCCACCAGGAGAAACCUGUCUGCGUCUAUGGCCCCCCAGGGUCCCAGGUCCCCUGCCCUGCUUCCUAUGAGUGAGGAUGGGGUUGUCCUUCUGCAGCGGACCCCCGAGCACAGUCAGAGAGCUGUCCAGGGCGCCAGCUUAGACCCCAACGCCACUUUUGAGGUCGUAGAACAAGAAGAUCAAACCAAUGCAACCAUCAUCCUGGGUCACAGCAGCAGUCCAACGCUGGAGUUAAAAUCUGCACCCCUCUGUGGUCGAAUCCAACCUCUGCCACCUGCAAAGGCCAACCCCAACAAAAGACCACCAAUCCUGUCAUUACAAGAAACCAGACGGACCAAGCCUAAGUACAUGGAGAUGACGUCCUCCGCACAAGGAAAACGCAAGUUUAACCAUGUGAUAAAAGAGGACACACAGGGGAUGUCUGCAGCAAAACGUAUCAAGAAAGACCCCUCCGUGACGCGCAAACCUCUCAGAGUAAAUCGGACAGGCGGUGAGUUCAGAGGAGAACAAGCCCCAGAGAGUCGUCAGGAGCAUCUCAGAAGGCAACCUCAACCUCCUGGAGCCUCACAAACCCAGAUCCAUUUUCUAUAAAACUACACAAAAGUUUAAGCAAGUGGCCAAGCGGAUGUGAGCGGACAGAUCAAAAAUCACUAUUAACCCUCAUCUCAUCACCGUCCUUUGUAACAUAUAAAUUACACACAGAUAAUAGUGUAGCCCUCAACAAUACAACAAUAUGGACUAAUAUGAAGAAGCCACAAACCACUGCCUUUUACCUGACGUUUAAAUAAAGAUUUUAUAGAUUUGUAAUUAGAUUAUUGUGGUUUUGUUUAGGGAUGUCUCUUAAAGGUACACUACGUAAGCUUUUUUUAGGGACUGGUCUGCCACCUGCUUGUUUCAGUGGAGAUGUUAUACCUGGAAUGUUCCAUACAUAUCUACUUCCAUGGAGACAGACAGGUGUGGAUUCAUGCUAAGUUACAGGUCAGAUCUGUGGAGAAGUGACCCUGCUCACAGUAACGGUACAUGUUUUUCUGAGCAAUAAAUGCAAGGUAAGUUUAAUGCCAUACUGGGAAAGUUUCUGGCAAAGCGCUAACAUGUCAAGCAGGAGGCCACCUGAAAAGAUGCAUAGUGCACCUUUAAUAUAGAUUUAAUUUGAUUUUAAAUGUAGCCUCGUACUUUUACUAAGAGGUCCUGUGGUUCUUGUUUCUCUGCUGAUUCUCUGGGCAGCUAAUGACAUUGAUGGACUCAAUAAAAUAUCACAAUGUCAAGAAAAAACUGCUCUGUUUUGAGCAGAUUGUAUUCAGUUAUUUUGUUGAGGAGUUAAAACGGAACAACAAUAAAGUGGCAUGUAUGAUCCUGAA